GACAAAAAGUGAUGAUGAUGAAUACAUUGGAAAGUUUUUUGGCCCUGACGAGGGUGUCAGAUUGAAUGGCCUGUGCGCAUGUGCGAAGGUGUCCAAACUGACAAUGCUUGUGAGAUGAAGAUAGUGUUGUUGCUGCUUCUGAGCUCAAGGAGGACGAGAGGAAUCUACAACCCGACAAGAUGAGAUCCAAGGCGAGGGCGAGAAAACUAGCCAAAAAUGACAGUGAGACAGUAGAUGGCAUGUACGACACGGAGCUCGCAGCGGCGGCUGCCGAGAGUGCAGAGGAGGAGACGGAAGACAGCAUCAUGUCGCCGAUCGCCGUGGGACCCGCCUCUCCGCAGCCCCACAAUGAGGACUUCACCCCGAAAGAGGGCUCGCCCUACGAGGUGCCAGUCUACAUUCCCGACGACAUUCCCAUCCCUGCCAACCUGGAACUGCGGGAGUCCUCCGUGCCGGGCGCCGGACUCGGAAUCUGGGCCAAGACCAAAAUCGGGAUGGGCGAACGUUUCGGACCGUACAACGGACUGCAGAGCGCCACAGUUAAAGAGACCACUUACGACUGGGAGCAGAUGCUGAAUGAUCAGGAAGCCUUGUCCCAAGACAGCUGCAUCAAGAAGGUGGUGGAUGAUAUGGGCAAUGUGAAGUUCUGCCUGGACGGGGCAGUGGAGGCCAGCGGGAGCUGGCUGAAGUACGUCCGCACAGCGCCCUGCUACGAGGAGCAGAACCUGGCCGUGUGUCACCUCAGCGAGCACCAGAUUUAUUAUAAAGCUAUUAGAGAUAUUGAUAUAGGGGAGGAGUUACUGGUUUAUAUGAAGGACGGAGUGUUCCCCGAGGGCUCUAUGGCACCGAACCUGGAAGACGAGCAGAUGUACCGCUGUGAAGAUUGUGACGAGCUCUUCUCAUCCAAGCCGGAGCUCCGGCGGCACCAGAAGUACUCCUGCAGCAGCGGCAACUCCAUCUUCGACACGCUAAGCGAAGACCUCAAACAGGAGCGCGAGGACAGCGAUGAGCCCGUGUAUGAGUGCAAAGACUGUGAGAAGAUCUUCCCCAGCGAGUACAGUCUGGGCCAGCAUAUGGUCGUGCACACGGAGGAGAGAGAAUACAAGUGUGACCAGUGUCCCAAAGCCUUCAACUGGAAGUCCAAUCUUAUUCGUCAUCAGAUGUCACAUGAUAGUGGCAAGCGCUUCGAGUGUGAAAACUGUGAUAAGGUGUUCACGGACCCCAGCAACCUGCAGCGCCACAUCCGCUCACAGCACGUUGGUGCCCGUGCCCACACCUGCCCCGAGUGUGGCAAGACCUUUGCUACAUCCUCAGGCCUGAAGCAGCACAAGCACAUCCACAGCAGUGUGAAGCCUUUUAUGUGCUUGUCUAUGGUCCAGGCACAUUUGACAUGUAAAGGCAUGUGUGUUCUCCCAGGUGAGGUGUGUCACAAGUCCUAUACCCAGUUUUCCAACCUGUGCCGCCACAAGCGAAUGCAUGCAGACUGCCGCACCCAGAUCAAGUGCAAGGACUGUGGACAAAUGUUCAGCACUACCUCCUCCCUCAACAAGCACCGGCGCUUCUGUGAGGGCAAGAACCAUUACAGCCCCGGAGGCAUGUUCACGCCGGGCAUCCCAAUGUCCUCCAGCCCCAUCAUGAGCAAGCCCAAGCCCCACCCCGGCCUGAACCACAGUGGGCUCGGCUUCGGGGAUUACUUCCCCUCUCGGCCCCACCACCCUGGCCUGCCCUUCUCCACUGCCCCCCCUGCGUUCCCGUCCCUUUCUCAUGGCUUCCCAGGGAUCUUUCCCCCUUCACUAUACCCUAGGCCUCCAUUGUUACCCCCUAGCCCAUUACUAAAGAGCCCACUGAGUAAUAGUCAGGAUGGGAAGCUCCCUCAUGGCCCCGUGGAUGCCCCUGCUCUCUCGGUGGUCACAUCUAUAAGCAACACCAAUGGUAAUGCUGGGAGUGGCCUUAGUAGCCAGUCGGAGGAGAUCCGUGAGUCCAAGCGGGACCUGUCCUUCGCAGACGGCAAGGGCAAGGUGAAAAUGAGCGACGUGUCUGAUGGCAGCGACCUGGAGGACGUGAACACCACCAGCGGCACCGACCUAGACACCACCACUGGCACGGUGUCCGGCUCUGACCUGGACAGCGAGGUGGAGAGCGAACGUGAGAAGAGUCGGAGGAAGUCUGGGCAGGAGGAGGGCAAGCCGGAGGAGGUCAGUGGCAGCUUUGUCUCUGUGUCCCGUUCAGCCGACCUCCCCCACGACCGCCCUUUCCUCUCCUCCCGGCACUCCUUCUUCCCGCCACCCGAUGAACAGGCGCUCCCGCCUGCCAGUGCGGCAACUGACUCUAUCAAAGCCAUCGCUUCCAUUGCAGAGAAGUACUUUGGGCCUGGCUUCAUGGGCCUGCAAGAGAAGAAAAUGGGCUCCUUACCCUACCAUUCCAUGUUCCCCUUUCAGUUCUUGCCCAACUUCCCACAUUCCUUGUACCCUUUCACGGACAGAGCCCUCAACCCCAACAUGUUCUUAAAGCCAGAGCCCAAAUCACCCCGUGAGCACAUACAGAAAAUGGCUGCCACUACCGCUGUAGAGUCACCCUUCGACCUCACCACGAAGCCCAAAGAGGCCAAGCCUCCGCUUCCGCCCUCCAGCAAGCCUCCCAUGCCUUCCAGCACGCUUCUACCGAGCGGUGAGGAGCAGCCGCUGGAUCUGAGCAUGGGCAGCCGGAGCAGGGCCAGCCAGAAUGGUGGGACCCCCGACCAGCGCAAGAACCAUGUCUACAGCGCCGGCUGCAAGAUGCCGGCUAAGGAAGAGCACCUGCUGCAGAUCCAGUCUCAGAAUCUCCACCCGCCCCAGAUGCCCCAGCAGCAGGCGUCCCUUCCUCAGCCUCCUCCUCCUCCUCCUCAGCAACAGCCAUCCCUCCACUACGCCAAGCCCUCGCCCUUCUUCAUGGACCCCAUCUACAGCAGGGUGGAGAAGAGGAAGCUGAUCGAUCCUGUCGGAGCACUGAAGGAGAAGUACCUGAGACCUUCGCCGCUGCUUUUUCAUCCUCAGGUGUCUGCUAUGGAGAACAUGACGGAGAAGCUGGAGAGCUUCAGCGCUUUGAAACUGGAUGCCCCCAACUCCUUACAGCACUCCUCACACCACCUUUUCAACUUCCGCUCUCCUCCACCCUCCCUAUCUGACGCCAUCCUACGCAAAGGCAAAGAACGCUAUGCUUGCAGGUACUGUGGGAAAAUCUUUCCCAGGUCGGCUAAUCUUACCAGGCACUUACGAACACACACGGGAGAGCAACCCUACAGAUGUAAAUACUGUGACCGUUCCUUCAGCAUCUCAUCUAACCUCCAGCGACAUGUUCGUAACAUCCAUAACAAGGAGAAGCCCUUCAAGUGCCAUCUGUGUAACCGCUGCUUCGGUCAGCAGACCAACCUGGACCGCCACUUAAAGAAACACGAACAUGAGAAUAUUCCAGUGAGUCAGCACUCUGGGAUCCUCUCGAAUUUGGGAACAAAUAUCUCCUCUCCGAACUCCGAGCCCGACAAUCAUGCACUUUUAGAUGAGAAGGAGGACUCAUAUUUCUCAGAGAUUAGAAACUUCAUCUCCAACAACGAGCUGAACCAGGCCUGCAGCUCCUCAGAGAAAAGGGCGGAGCUGACCGAGGAGGAGCAUCCCGAGAACCACGCCAUCCCUGGCUCCAAGCUGGAGGAGGAGGAGGAGGAGGCGGAGGGAGACGACGAAGACGAGGAGGGCUCGCUGACAGAGAAGUCGCAGGACGAGGCGGCGUCCCCAACUGCCAUGGCGCAAGGAACCUACGAAGACGAGGAGGAGACGCCACCACUCUCCAUGUCCUACGAGCACCCGCGCAGGUGUAUUGAGGAGGACGCAGGCCUGUUAGAUCUGGAGCCUCUACCAGGCUUCCCCAAAGGCCUGGAACUCCAUAAACCUGCCGACGAGCCCUUUGAUGUUAAAGACAUUUUUAACACCUCCUUAGAGUCUGAGGCUCUGAAAGAGACUCUGUUGAGGCAGGCUAAGACCCAGGCUUAUGCAAUGAUGCUCUCUCUGUCAGAGAACAACCCCCUGCACACGUCCUCCCAGAACUCGCUGGACGCCUGGCUGAACAUGGGGGGAGGCCCUUCUGAAACCAGCUCCUUUCACCCACUCAACCACAUCUAAGCCCAGAGAGCAAGGAGACAGAGAGGGGGUCGGAAAGAGGGUUUGAGGGAGAGAGAGAGAGAGAGAGAGAGAGAGACUGAGAGAGGGAGUGAGAGAGAGAAAGGGAUCGGUAUAGACCGAUAUGAAGGAGAGUCAUGGCUCACAAAAGUUCAUGAGGACCAGCGAGGCUCACAGGUAGAUGUUCCACCACGGCAACACGGCCAACGGGGUGUAGGAAGGAGCCUAGCUGCCUGCACUCUUCGCUGCACCAGCAGAGCCGUCCAGGUCUCCUUUCCGCUGCAGAGAAGGACGAAAGACUGACCAGACCACUCCUGACCAUUCAGUACAUUCUCCAGGGUGACCGCCACCUCAAGCUUCAAUCCAAACAACUCUGCUUGCAAUGUUCUCCUUCACAGCUCACUCUUAAGAUCCCCCGUGACUUUACAAAUCACUCCGCUCACAUAAUUUCCCACUACCACAUGACACGCUUAUGAAAGUGAUACCUUGCAUGGACAUUGUUGAUCUGGAGGUACAAAGGAGGGAAAGGGGAACAGAGGUAUUUCUACAUGUACACCAAUGCAUUCAUGUUUCCAAAGAAUCGAGUGGAACGCGAGGGUAUGCAGGGGGUAGAUCUGACCACAAGGGGGCGCAUCGCCUCUUCAAGACAGGGUGUCUCCGAGGUGAACGGGAAUUAUGUUUUGCAUUCUGUCCUUUAAAAUGUCUAAACCUAGAACUGGAGAACCGAUUUUAAAAAGCUGUUUUAAAUAUGGAUAUUUCACAUGAAACAAAACGAAAGUUCAACGGAGCUGAGAGAGUAGUAGAAGUCCGUUGGAUUGUGACGAUUUACGGUCGUCACUCCCUUUAUGACGACAGCGAGAUGGGGAUUCCUGAUUAUGACGAUCGCUUUCGGAACGGUAAAACCGUUGCAAUUCAACCGCUCAGCUCAGUGCACAGCCUUCUCACAGUUUUGACCAUGCUCGUCGUUUCAGCUGUACACACAGGGGCCUCCUGUUUGAAUUGCGAGUUUGUUUUACGGAUUAAAUUAUUCUUCUUUGGAGGCGUUCGGAGUAUCCGCCCCACUUCACGCGUUCAGUACGGUUUUCCUCGGUUUGUACGUGAUUUGUUCUUCGACAAACAGUAUUGUUUCCUUUCAAGCGCUUCUGUGCUUAAAUGUUAAUAUAAUUAUUUAGUGAAGGACCAAAUUUGUACGAUAUUGUUGUAUGAUGUACAAAAUAAUUUGAAAGUUCGUAGCAAAGAGUGUUGUGUGCCAAAUAACCCUUUUUUUCUGGGACAAUCAUUUCUUUCUUUUCCCCGGUGGUUACUGCCGCUGUUUUAGUAGUGUUUUCUUUCUCAUAUUGCCUACUCACUCUAUAUAUUUGAGUUUUUGUUCUCUAUUUAUUUUAGUCUAUUCAUCAUUAUUGGAAGAAAAUGGCUCUACAAAAAAAGGUUUUACCCACUGUAUUUUCCUGAAGGAUUUAAAUCUCAGAAAUUUUAUCGAGAUUCUCUCAACACUCUGAAGGGUAUUGUAUAGAGACCGGUGUGCCAAAUUUUGAACUAAAAAAAGAGAAUGAGCUGUUUUAUUUAUGAUAUCUUAGUCUUGGCACCAGUCUGUUUGUGUCCAUUGUGAGGUUUGUUUUGUCUUUCGUUCGCACAACCAUUUCAAACUGUAUGUGAAGUGUUUGAUGUUGAACAAAUGGUUGAAACUUUUGAAACUGAAUCUUUUAAUUAAAGCAUCAGAUAACUCGAAUAGUGGGGCAUUAUAUUUUUACUGUUACAGUCAGUAAUACUGUCAGUUUUUACUCCACCAACAGACAGACCCUGUGACACUCAGAAAGUCUGAUCCCUUGUGUGUCGUGUUUGACACUGCAUGUCCCUGUAGUUAAAGAAGUUUAACGAACCCCAUUUUGCGAUGGGUCCCAGAAACCAUCCAACGAGUCGCUAGUGUUCACUGGGCACAUAGGAUUGAAGUGGAAGCCUUAAAGCAACUGUACAGUGUCAUUUCCACGUGUAAUCAUGUUUUUUGAGAUUUAAGGAGCUGCUACUCGUUGAAGGGGCUGGGAUGGGAUCAAAUGAGCUGUGAGUGGCUAGCGUCGCCGCGGAUAGGCGAGCGCAGCUCUGUCUGAAUACGCACGCUACCGUAGCACCGGGACUCCGGCGUGCUGGCGCAGCUCCACUGAACUGUGAAUCCAGCGCAUGAAUCGUACAAAUAAAGGAAAUGACUAAACACAAACUCAUGAUGAAUGUGUAGUGUAGAUUUAACGUGUCGUUAGUGUAUCAAACGUCAUCAGACCAAUACCAUUUUUUUCAGUCAUUUUGGGAUCCAGGUGGAAUUGCAUCUAGUAUUACCGCUUCUCUCGUCUUUUCCUUUCGCUUACUCUCUUUGCAUAUGGUCCAUGGCUCACUCUAUACAAAAUACAAAAUAGCACUUAAAUACAGGGUACGCGAGUCAACGAGUUGCAGAGGUAGUUCUGGUCUUCUCGUGCGUGCUCUGUCGCCUUAGUACAGGUUUUAAUACGAUUCUCCAAAUAAGGCUGCGUGGUUUUAACAAGCACUUUAACCCAAAAUGCAAGACAGUACACUGUGUGCAACCAUGUUGCACAACAGAUGAUGACAUUAUAAACAGCAUCGUCAUAAGUACACAUAUAUACCACAGGAAAGAUACUUUAGCACCCUACAUGGAGAGAAUUCAGCCUAAAACGUCAACCCUCCAGCACUAUAACAGUAAUUUGCCACUAGAUGGCGCCUCUGACUCACUUUGCCACAUUCUGAUUUUCAGUAGCUUGUCCUCACUGUACAAUGCAUGAGAGAUCAGAAGCGCUCCAUAUUUAAAUAGCGUUGCUGGAGAUGUUUAAAAAUACUGCAUAAGGGGAGGUUCAUGUCACAAACUACUGUUAUAAGCAAGGAUCCACGUGUUGGGAAGAUUUUAAAAAACACAUACAACGAAUGGUCGCAAACUGAACUAUGGACAUUAUUACUUUGCCCACUGUUACAAUACAAAACAAAUGUAAAACCAUAGGUAAUUAUGGUUCUUCUAAAGCUGUAUAGUAUUUCAAAAAAAAUAAUGUUGCAUUUGUCUGAAAAUUCAUUUAAAACAUGGGUUUGAAAAUAGAAAUAGAUGGUGCUUGUUUCAUUUGGGUCUGAGUUGUAUAUCGCUUCUGUUCUGUUUAUUAAAAAAGACAAAAACAAACAAAAAACAAAACAAAAUCUAUUGUGCAUGACUUGUGUUUUAGCGGUCAUAAUGGUGUCAUUUUGUGAAAUGUGUAUCUUAAAUUAAAAAGAAAAAAGGUAAUAAAAAUACUGAAUUUGUAGAUGCACUUAUUGUACAUGUGGUUAGGUUAGUAGGUUUGACUUUCAGUCCUGUUAACUGCCUUACAUGCAAUGGGCAGGUGGUUAUUGAAUUACACAAUAUGCUUGUGGGAGAGAAAUGAUGAAAAAUAAAAAGGAUUGUAGAAUAAUAAUGAACAUUCGGAACCUGCAGUUCCUUUUUGAUGCUUGUGAUUACUGAAGAUGUACUUUAGAGAAAUUUCAUGGAAAAGACAUGAUUCUGAUCUUAAUUCUGUAGAAUAGAUAUGUAUACCAAAUGUAAUCUUUCCAAUGCUAUGAAGAAUUUAUACAUGAAAUUGAUAUGCAAUAAAAACCUGUGUGCUUUUUA
Molecule: messenger RNA, 7782 nt
Organism: Electrophorus electricus (electric eel)
Lineage: Eukaryota; Metazoa; Chordata; Actinopteri; Gymnotiformes; Gymnotidae
Source: RefSeq, a predicted model, not a curated record